Eruca vesicaria subsp. sativa (arugula) is the source of this 245-nucleotide messenger RNA. Lineage: Eukaryota; Viridiplantae; Streptophyta; Magnoliopsida; Brassicales; Brassicaceae. The record is from the annotation of a GenBank genome assembly.
AUGGUUGAAGUAGGUGAUAUUGCAGAUAUACAAGAAAUGCAAGGAAAUCAGAAUUUUGCAGACAAUCAAAUCCGAAUUCGUUUAACUCAAGUUUGGUGUGUUGCUUAUGGAUCUGUAGCUGAGAAGUUGUAUCAAUAUCUAUGGCGAUUGAGAGGGGUCGCUUUAGACAUUUUAACCACUGUUGAAGGCUGUUCGGAUAUUUUAUCUGAUUCUCAGAUUUCUCUAAUAAAGUACUACAAAUCAAA